Messenger RNA from Pediculus humanus corporis (human body louse), 354 nucleotides. Its product is annotated as RING finger, putative. The record is from RefSeq and is a predicted model, not a curated record. NCBI's taxonomy places the organism in Eukaryota, Metazoa, Arthropoda, Insecta, Psocodea, Pediculidae. Gene Ontology annotation, cellular component: Cul5-RING ubiquitin ligase complex; nucleus. Gene Ontology annotation, molecular function: ubiquitin protein ligase activity; zinc ion binding; cullin family protein binding. The transcript has 4 exons. Bases 1 to 354 code for a protein of 117 amino acids. Gene Ontology annotation, biological process: protein ubiquitination; ubiquitin-dependent protein catabolic process.
AUGUUUAUGACGGUCUACACAGCUCGUAACGAAUAUUUAGUUGUCGUUUUUAUCGUGAGUAAACGUGAUGAUGGGGAUUACUGUCGUCUUCUGCCACGUUGUUCCAAUUGGCCCUGUGGCGCAACGGAUAACGCGUCUGACUACGGAUCAGAAGAUUCCAGGUUCGAAUCCUGGCAGGAUGCUUGUCUGAGGUGCCAGGCGGAAUCGAGUCAAGGCCGAAGUCAGGAUUGCGUCGUUGUUUGGGGCGAAUGCAAUCAUUCGUUUCACUACUGUUGCAUGUCACUGUGGGUAAAACAAAACAAUAGAUGCCCACUGUGUCAGCAAGAAUGGUCGAUACAAAGAAUGGGAAAAUAA